UAGAGAAUGGCAGAACAGAUUAGUGAGGACCAGUUACAAAUUGAAGGUGGUCAGUGUCUUGAGAAACAUGAAAUUAGGCAUUCUAUUACAAAAUGGAACAGAACAAGUGGCAAAAGACUCUGAAAAGAAGAAAAGAAAAUCUGAUUAUAAAAGUAAAGCAAUAUAUUCAUCAUGGCUUGCUCUUUCAUUAUUUUCACUGGGACUAGUUGUAGGACAAAUUGGACCAACAUUUUUAGACCUUCAAAUCAUCACGGGUACAGAUGUGGAGAAAGCUUCAGCUUUUUUUACUGGUGGUUCUGUAGGCUAUCUGACUGGCUCUGUUAUUAGUGGCGCUAUAUACAAUAAAGUGAAUAGAAAGUUAAUGCUAUUUCUUGGUCUUCUGCUACUAGGGGUAUGUAGCCUAACCACCCCCUUUUGUAGUAUUUAUGCGCUUAUGAUUGUUGUGCGGACUUGCUCUGGCGUUUGCUCUGGUUUUGUGGAUACCACUACUAAUGCAGAACACAUGCGGGUGUGGGGGCUGGAUGGACAAGUUCUUAUGCAGCUUCUUCAUUUUGCCUUCGCAUUUGGAGGUGUGAUAUCACCUUUAUAUUCUGAGCCAUUUCUCACAGAAAAGGAUGAAGAAGACACUAGAAAUUGUACUCAUGAAUCUUGGAAUGUGAAGGAAAAUAACAAUUCACUCAGCUCUCAGCCCCAGUCAACCAAUGUUCUCUAUGCUUUCAUCAUAACUGGUACUUGUGUUAUCCUUUCUUCUCUUCCAUUUCUUUACUUCAGUGUAAAAGACUCCAUCAGAAGAAAGAAGAAGAAAGCAGUCAUAGAGGAGAAACCUGUCCAGAGGAAGCUGCCACUACCAGUCUUGUUAUUUACACUGUUGGUUUUGUGCUUGUUUUAUGCCCUUUAUUGUUGUGUGGAAGAUACUUUUGCUUCAUUCCUCAUGACGUUUUUAGUCAAAGAGUAUUGUUAUGUGACCAAAUCAAAAGGGGCCCAUGUAACAUCUAUUUACUGGGCAUCAUUUGCUGUGUCAAGGUUUUUAUCUAUAUUUAUAUCUAAAUUCAUCAUAGCUGUUAAUCUAUUAUUUAUUUGUUGUAUGCUGAUGUUAAUAUCAUUUGCAUGUUUUUACAUAAGUGCUACAUUUGCUGUUAGUGAUCCUAAUGCUAUCAAUGCUGUCAUAUUUUUUACUAUUGUGGUGGGCUUGAGUAUGUCUGCUGUAUUUCCAUCUGGGUUUUCAUGGACAGAGGCAGAAUUGUUAAAGGUAACUGGAUGCGUUUCUUCAUGCAUACUUGUAUCAGCCUCUAUUGGAACUAUGGUUAAUCCCAUAAUGCUUGGUUAUUUAAUGACUCACUUAAGCAAUCUAUGGUUUUGUUAUUUAUUACUUGGUGAAACUGUGGCUCUUUGUUGUGUAUUUAUAUUCCUCAGAUUAUUUAAUAAGCUUUACAUUAACAAGACAUAUGGUUGCAUACAGUCUCCCCAACUUUCUAUACAAGUCUCAGCUGAACAUGGCUCAUCACUUAAAAUGAGCAACCCUGAUUUGUAAAAUAUUUUUAGAAGUAGUUCUCCGGUGCUUAUGAACCAUUAAAAUAAAAAAUACAGAUCAGUUA
Molecule: messenger RNA, 1595 nt
Organism: Physella acuta
Lineage: Eukaryota; Metazoa; Mollusca; Gastropoda; Physidae
Product: sodium-dependent glucose transporter 1A
Biological process (GO): transmembrane transport
Molecular function (GO): D-glucose transmembrane transporter activity
Source: RefSeq, a predicted model, not a curated record